GCAACACUUUACCAAGAAAAGUGAAAAAGAAAAACCAUUCUCUGACCAUUAAUGAUCAAAGCACAGCCUUAUGCAAUCUGAAACUGAAAGAUAAUAACAUUGUGUCUACCAAAGCACCUGAACUUCACCACACAACACAUGCACCCUUUCAACUGAUUCAGACUAGGACCAACUCUGAAGGCUUUGAGAUCACUCUUCUCUCUCUCACGGUAUUGUCUGAAAACGAGGGAGAAACGUUCAAAGCGGUUGUAAAUGGAUGAUAGGCAUUAAAAAAAAUUCAGAACUUGGUAACGUGAGAAAGACAACCCUUCUUCACUUCACCAAUACAACACCCUCUUCUGUCCCAGCUGUUUCUUCAAAGACAACACCCUUUCACCAACCCCAAUUAAAACAAACACAACCUAAUACUAAAUUAGUAAAUUAUUCCAAAAAAAUUUCUCUAUCUCAAUGUUGUUCAUUUCUUUCUCUAUAUUUCCUCCCCUUUCUCCCCCCUCCUUGCACAGCAUCGAACUAAAGCCUUUUGUUAUCCAUUCUUUUCUUUCUCUCUUCCAUGCAGCCUCCUCGCCGCAAGAACAAUAAUCUUCCCAACUCAGAAACCUCAACAACAAUGAAAGGCAAAAGGAACAGCAGCAUCAGCAUCUCCAUUGUUGUGGUGGUGUUCUCCAUAUUCCUCUUUGGGGUCUUCAUGUACAACGAGGACGUUAAGUCAAUGGCCGAGUUCACUUUCUUGAGGCCUAAGGCUCAAGAAAUCCAAGAAGAAACGGUUUCCAACAACAAUUCAAGAACUCAACCAGAGAGAAACCGGGUCGAGGACUCCGAGGAAUCUCAAGAACCGAUUGAUUUGAAAGCCGUCGUGGCAGAAGAGAAAGAAGAGAAGAUAGUGGAAGAGUAUGAGGAAGAAAAUGAAGAGGUUGUGUUGCCCCCAGAAGAGUGUGACUUGUUCACAGGAGAGUGGGUUUUUGAUAACUUGACACACCCUUUGUACAAAGAAGACCAAUGCGAAUUCCUCACUUCACAAGUCACCUGCAUGAGGAAUGGAAGAAGUGAUUCUCUCUAUCAGAAUUGGAGAUGGCAGCCCAGAGAUUGCUCUUUGCCCAAGUUCAAACCAAGACUUUUGCUUGAGAAGCUUAGAGGGAGGAGGCUUAUGUUUGUUGGAGACUCACUGAACAGGAACCAGUGGGAAUCAAUGAUUUGUCUGGUCCAGUCUGUUGUUCCUCAAGGCAAAAAAAGUUUGAGCAAGAAUGGUUCUCUUUCUAUCUUCACAAUUGAGGAUUACAAUGCUACGGUGGAGUUCUACUGGGCACCGUUCCUUGUGGAGUCAAACUCAGAUGAUCCAAAGAUGCACAGCAUAUUGAACCGUAUUAUCAUGCCGGAAUCAAUUGAGAAGCAUGCUGUGAAUUGGAAGAAUGUGGACUAUCUGAUCUUCAACACCUACAUAUGGUGGAUGAAUACUGCCACUAUGAAAGUCUUACGAGGGUCGUUUGAUGAAGGAUCCACGGAGUACGAUGAAGUCCCUCGGCCAAUAGCAUAUGGAAGAGUCCUCAACACAUGGUCUAAAUGGGUGGAAGACAACAUUAAUCCAAAUCGCACCAAAGUUUUCUUCUCCAGCAUGUCUCCUCUUCAUAUUAAGAGUGAGGCUUGGAACAAUCCAGAUGGUAUAAAAUGUGCUAAGGAGACCAUACCAAUUCUGAAUAUGUCAACAACAUUACAAGUUGGCACGGAUCGUCGACUUUUUGUGGUUGCCAACAAUGUGACGCAAUCAAUGAAGGUGGUGCCAGUGAACUUCCUUAACAUCACAACCUUAUCAGAAUUUAGAAAAGAUGCACAUACAUCUGUUUACACCAUACGCCAAGGCAAAAUGUUAACUCCAGAACAACAAGCCGACCCUGCAACUUAUGCAGAUUGUAUUCAUUGGUGUCUACCUGGGUUACCUGAUACAUGGAAUGAAUUUCUUUACACACGUAUCAUCUCUCAAUCUUGACCAACAGAGUAUAACAUAUUUUCACAUAUCUUAUUUUUUUUCUCUUUACUUCCUCAAUUUUCUAUUUACAUGAUUGUUAUACAUUUUUCUCUUUUUACUUCAAAACAUUUCUUCUCUUCGCUUCGUUGCCUCAACUUUUGUUAGUUUUGUCUCUAUGCCCUUGUAAGUUGUAAAUUUUCUUGAGACAUUUUUUUUAGCUUUUUCUAUUCUUGUAGAUUGAGAUCUAGGACUUGGGACUUAUUUUUUAGUUUUUCCCCUUUUGUUUCCUCUUUGUGUCUCUUUGUUAAGCCAAUUUGGCUGAGGUCGGAAGCACAUCAAACAAAUGAAUUGUACAAUGAAUCCUUGAAGAGAAAAUAAAGCAUUCAUACAUUGAAUGUGAUUGGACUCUGGUA
Glycine soja is the source of this 2373-nucleotide messenger RNA. Its product is annotated as protein ESKIMO 1-like. Gene Ontology annotation, cellular component: Golgi apparatus. The record is from RefSeq and is a predicted model, not a curated record. NCBI's taxonomy places the organism in Eukaryota, Viridiplantae, Streptophyta, Magnoliopsida, Fabales, Fabaceae. Gene Ontology annotation, molecular function: O-acetyltransferase activity. The coding region runs from base 551 to 1981 and encodes 476 amino acids. The transcript has 5 exons.